Molecule: messenger RNA, 3139 nt
Organism: Thermothelomyces thermophilus ATCC 42464
Lineage: Eukaryota; Fungi; Ascomycota; Sordariomycetes; Sordariales; Chaetomiaceae
Exons: 4
Coding region: 199-2052 (617 amino acids)
Molecular function (GO): RNA binding; 3'-5'-RNA exonuclease activity
Source: RefSeq, a predicted model, not a curated record
AAAAGGUAUGCGCCGCCGCCGACACCGGUUCUGGCAUUUGAUGAUUCCAUUUGGCUGACACGCAUUUUUUGCAACCACAUUGCCAGGCAGCGUCUUCGGAUAGCCGCAUCAUCCCCUUUCCCUCACCCCCCCCCUUUCCCCGUUUCGACCCUCGAACGAGUUCGGCCCUCGAGCUCGACCGCUGCUCCAACCGCAGCCAUGGCGACUCAGCAGAACCCGCCCUUCAAGGUCGACCGCUACGUCGUCAUCCACGUCGCCACGACCUGCGAUGAACACGGCGUCUACGUGACCAAGGACUCGGCCGAGGUGAUCGAGCUCGGCUGGAUCCUGCUCGACGCAAACACGCUGGAUGAGCUUCACCGCGAGAGCGUGCUCGUCAAGCCCGUCAACACCCCAAUUACCCCCCUCUGCACGAGCUUGACCACCCUGACCUGGGAACAUGUUCGGAACGCCGGCACGUUUAGAGACGCCAUUAACCGCUUUGACGCCUUCGCCUCGGAGCAUCUGACCUCGCAGAACCUCGACUUCGUCUUUGUCACCCUCGAGGCAUGGGACCUGCGCGUGCAGCUCCCCCGCGAGGCUCGGGACAAGUCGGUCGUCCUCCCUCCGUACCUGCAGCACUCUCGGGCCUUCGAGCUCCGUACCGAAUACCAACGCUGGCAGCAGCACCAUCCCGAGUCGCUGCCCUUUGGGCCGUCAUCCCUGGCCAAUAUCUGCGCCGCCUUGGAGGUCGAAGCCGUCCAGUCCAGCGCCCCCAUCAAGCACAACCUGCCCUUCCAUCUGCAGGCCCUGGCGCCGGCGUCGCCCCGCCGGGCCAUGGAGGAAGCCGUGACCCUCGCUCGCGUGCUUCGUGGCCUGAUCCGGAAGUCCCAGCCGCCGCAUGAGCACCCCGACGUGCUCACCAGGCCCAUGGACGCCCGCGCCGAUGUCCGCGCUUUCCUUUCGGAGCGCAGCAAGGUGCUGCACCUGUCCGGAUUGCCCCAUGACACCACUCAGUCGGAGCUGGAGAGCUGGUUCACCCAGUACGGCGGCCGUCCCAUUGCCUUCUGGACGCUGCGCACCCCGGAGCAGCACAAGCCGACCGGUACCGGCUUCGCCGUUUUCUCAUCCCAUGAAGAGGCUGCCGAGAGUCUGUGCAUGAAUGGGCGCGCCUUGAACGAGAAGGCGAUUGAGGUGUCUCCGUCUUCGAGUAGGGUUCUUGACCGGGCCGCCGAGAUCCUCACGCCCUUCCCGCCGAGCAAGAACCGGCCUCGGCCUGGCGACUGGACCUGCCCGUCAUGCGGCUUCUCCAACUUCCAGCGUCGUACCGCCUGCUUCCGCUGCUCGUUCCCUGCCGUCACCGCCGGGCCUGCCGGCGAGAUUGGUUACGGCUACGGCUAUGCGGCCCCCGCCAUGAUGCCUCCGCCUCCUCACAUGGGUCAUCACGGCCACGGCGGUGGUCACGGCCGCAUGGGUGGCUCCGGCGUUGUUCCUUUCCGCGCCGGCGAUUGGAAGUGCGGCAACGAGGUCUGCGGCUACCACAACUUCGCAAAGAACGUUUGCUGCCUCCGCUGCGGCGCCAGCCGUGCCGGUGCGGCCGUGGUGGCCGACUCCGGCUACCCAUCUCCCAUGGAUGCCCCUUCGUCCUACGGCAUGGGCCAGGGCUCGAUGGGCGGCAAUCCCGGCGCCGGGCCCGGCCCGUUCGGCACCGCUGCCGGCGGCUUCGGCUCUGGUGCCGGCUACGGUCAGCACUUUGGCGGGCCCCCCAGCACCUACGCCCUCCCGUCCGGCUUGGGUGGUGGCGCCGCGCCAUACCCUCCUCUGAACACGCACUUUGGUCCUGCGCCGGGCACCACCCACUCUGCCGGUCCUUUCGACAGCCGCGCGGCUGAGGCGGCCUUCCAGUCGGCAGGCAACGGCCCUGCUUCUGCCGGGCCCGGCAAUAACUUCUACUCGCAGAACGAGAACGACCCCUUCGCGUUCCUGUCCUCUGGUAUCGGCAGCCUCUCGGUCAGCAACCAAGAUGCCCGUCAGAACGGCAGCGGCGCAACCCAGAACAAGUCGCCCGCCUAAGCGUCAGCCACAGUAUAACCUCCAACAAUCUUUAUCGCUAAACGGUAGGGACGAUGCCUUCGCUCAAAGGCUGCCACCGCUCCGUCUGCUCUUUCACGCGUGGCUUUCUUCGGCAAGUUUGGGAACGAGGGAUAGAGGAUUUAUCUGGGCCUUGGCAAUAUUCUGCGGCAAAGUUUCGUCUGUUUCUUCAGUGCGAGGCGGGUUAAUGAGCAUUUGGGAGAGAUACCACCGCCAUCCACCUUACUGGGUUUGUGUGGUUGAAGGGCACGGCAAACGGACGGGUGGCAGGGGUCAAAAAGUACAAAGGGCUGGAAAGACAAAAGAAAGAUGCCAUUCUUAACAGGGUCCCCUUCAGGGCGGAGUUUUCUCGAACCGACAACACAUUGUACUAGUUCUCUCUUUACGGCACGGGGUCACAAAGGGGGGAUCUGGGAAAUGCUCUCUCUCCUCAAAUCGCCCGGGUCACUCACACAUACUGUUGUUUCCAAUUCUCGUCGACUUCGAAACUCGCAACAAUGGGCAGAACCGAUCGAAAGUGGGCAUUGGGCUGGGCUGGGCUGGUUGGGCUGGAUCAGGAUUCGGGGCGGGCGCGUGGGAAAAUGGGAGGUGGAGAGGCGUGCAUAGCGAGGGAGUGUUCAGCGGUUUAUAUCCGGCCUUUGGUGCUCGUAAAAUGGCGGUUGGGGGGAUCACAUGCCUUUGCGCUGUUUCUUGUGUGUUAAUCUUUGUCCUCUUUUUCAUGUUUUUGUUCUUUUUCGCUUUUUCUUCUCCCCUGAUCUUUUUUCUUGUCCCGUUCUUUUUAUCUACUCAAACUAUGAGGCUCCAGAUUGAGGUCUUUUUUUUUCCCUCUCAUUUCAAGGAGAGCUUUUCUGCUGGAAGGGGUCGGUGCGGGAGUAAAGCGGGACGUUAGGGGGCGAAAGGGGUGUUGAUUUCGGACCGGAAUCGAGGGAGGGAGGUUGUUAUUUUUUCUCGCUGAUGUGCCUGAAAUUAUGUUCAACGUCUUUAUAUUUCUUACACUCCUGUCGCCAUACGCCUGAGCUAACUGCCACAUACCAAACACGCUGUCGAGGUGCCCUGCACCUGCCCCAUG